AUGAGUGAACCUUUAUCGUUAGCAUCCACUUCGAGUAGCAGCGGUACAAACAAUCAGAAUUCUCUUAAGAUCAUCGUACUUGGUGACAGUGCUGUUGGCAAAUCAAAAUUAUUAGAACGCUUUCUUGUUAAUGCUUAUGUCGGAGCACGAUAUUCAACAUAUGCUGUCAAUAUUUUUAAACAUACUGCAAAAAUAGAUGGAAAACCAAUCGAAGUUGAAUUUUGGGAUACAGCUGGUCAAGAAAAAUUUGACAAUAUUCAUCAUUCAUAUUUUCAUCAAGCACAUGCUUGUAUAAUGAUCUUCGAUGCUACUCGAAAGGUAACAUACAAGAAUCUAGAUCGUUGGUACACUGAAUUACGAGAUAUUCGUCCGCAUAUUCCAUGCUUGUGUGCUGUCAAUAAAAUUGACUCCGCGAUGGAAGUAACGAAAAAAUCAUUCUCAUUCCCAAAAAAGCACGAUAUGCCACUGUACUUUGUUUCGGCUGCUAAUGGUACUAAUGUAGUUCGACUUUUUCGGGAUGCUAUUCGUGUUGCACUUGCCUAUCAAUCGGGUGAUUCUGAAGAUUUUAUUGAUCAAAUUUUACGUGAACUCGAAGAUCAACGAACAUAUGAUAAUAUUUCACAAACAGUCGAUCCAUCAUUGCAUCAUUAUGAAAAUCAUAAUAUUGAUACCAGUUUUCUAUCAGAUACUAGUUCAAAUGUCAUCCUUAAAUCAUCGAAAUCAUCCACCAAAUCAACAUGUUUUGGUAAUCGCCGAAAUUUUUCAAACUAUUUUUUCAAUCAUAAUCAUGAACGUUAUGAGAAAAAAUAUAAAUUUUGGUUACACUUACUUCUAGCUGAAGAAUGGAAUUAUUUUUAUUUAUUAAAAGAUAAAUCUCAACCGUAUGAUGAACAAGAAAAACACAUUAAUCGUAUAAACUCAACAUCAAAAUUAUCAUCGAUUCUUAUUAUCUAUUUAAAUUCUUUUGUACCAUAUAAAUCAUCAUCUUCAUUUAAUCAAACACUAUGUCUCAAUCAUUAUGAACGUCUCUAUUGUCUUUUUAAUUCUCUCGUUGAAGCAAUUAUUUUUGAUCAUGAACGUAAUCUAUGUUUAAAUAUAAUUCAACGAAUAACUUAUUUAAUUAAUAAAAUGAAAGAUCAACAGUAUGAAAGUAUAUUUAUACAAUUUCCAUCCUAUACUCAACGUACACUUACUCUUUCAGCAAUUGAUAAUUAUAAAACUCUCAAUAUUAUGUCAAAAGAUAAACAUUUGCUAAUAACAAAAAUACAACUUCAUUUAAUAUUAGGUAUUAAUAUUCAACAAGAUAAGCAUUUACUUGUUGUAUCAGUUGAACAACCGCAAGGUUCAAAUGCAAUUCAUAAUUUUCAUUUUGCUCAUGCUGAUAGAUCUAUUAUUAAUGAAUGGUAUAAAUUAUUAGACAAAUAUGCCAAGCAAGCGAAAUGUGACUAUAUGAACAAAUAUCAAGAGUAUCGUAUCUAG
Messenger RNA from Rotaria socialis, 1479 nucleotides. NCBI's taxonomy places the organism in Eukaryota, Metazoa, Rotifera, Eurotatoria, Philodinida, Philodinidae. The record is from the annotation of a GenBank genome assembly.